Molecule: messenger RNA, 4913 nt
Organism: Coregonus sp. 'balchen'
Lineage: Eukaryota; Metazoa; Chordata; Actinopteri; Salmoniformes; Salmonidae
Source: the annotation of a GenBank genome assembly
GUUGAAUACGUCAUUUUUAAGCUCACAAGUGUGGCUGACAGGAGUGGGAAAACCACACGUUUAGCCCCGAAUUGAAUGUAGUGAGGACAGUCGUACUUUUUCCAUUUGUUGUUAAAGAAGAUGAAUUCUCUCCUCAAGGUGGACAAUGAACUCAAAACGAAGGUAAAACGUGAUUUAUCAACGCCACAUGUCACGAGACAUCAUGGGGGAAAGUUGCUUGUUAGCUAACUAGCUAAUGUAAUGCUAACGUGACCUAGCUUGCAAUAAUAUGAAUCAGAAUGAGGCCAAGUGUUAAAGGUAACUUGCUUUAUCUUCCUGUGCCCGUCAUAGCGGACAAGGCAAACUGUCUAACAACAGGGUGCACCUCCCUGAACAAAAGGGUUGCUGUGCCGCAUGUUUCAUAAAGGGCGUGUAUUGGUAGCUAGCUAACGGUGUCGAGGUACCGGUAACUCAAUUCGGCACAAUUUUUAGGCCUAGCCAGUAGAGUAAGCAUGUUGAAGUGACGUUGAUGAACUGAUGACUGGCAUCAUCUUUCAGACAGUAGUCUACUCGAAUCCUACUCACUUGUUGUAUUCAAACAGGCCUGCUGAUUAUUUUGCCUGUGAUAUGACAGUUGUUUGGUGGUUGUAUUUGUGCAGGUCGAUGCUUUCAGAGAACGAAUUACUGGGGAGGUGAGUUUCCUUUCAGUUUAUUCAUUGAGGGACAAAAGCAAAUAUUGUACCUAGCUACCUGUAUCUAGAUCUGAAUGUCAUUUCCCAAAUAAACUCUUUGUUUCAUAGGCGGAGGAGCUAGUUGCAAGUUUUUUCCCAAAUAAGUUAUUGGAACUCGACCAUUUCCUCAAGGUAAACUUAUUUAUGUCAACAAAAUGAAAUGAUUAGUCAAAUGUCCUCCGACUUCCCUUUAUAGAGUGUGUAUGUGUUGUUGGUCAUCUUUUGCAGGAUCCCGUCUUAAACAUAUGUGAACUGAAGGAAAUACACUCAGAAAUCAACUUGACGGUGCCAGACCCCAUUCUACUCUCAAACCUGCAUGACGGACUUGAAGCGGUGAGACUUGGAAUGGAAUUUAACACCCUGUAAUGACCAAAUGUCAUCUGAUUGCAUGUGUCCAUUGUAAACAACUUGAUAUCCUCUUCACAGCAAAAUGCCAAAAAGAGGAAGAUGGAAGAUGGCUCUGGGGAGGACAAGGGUGAGUAAUUCACCCAUAUUUUCCCCACACUGUGUGAGUUUUCUUCUGGUGUUUAGUUUUUGUUAGGAAAAGCCUAGUCCAUGGGUGCCUGGCUUUGUCUGAAAGUGGGGGUGCAAAAGCUUGGGGGAGGGGGGGGGGGGCUGUCUUGACUUUUUUUGGUGCUGUUUGAAGCACUGUCACAAUGUUUAUUAUUUUAUAUUAACUUGUCUCAGCAGCAUACAUAUUUGAUGCAGAGAGGGUAGAAUGGCUUAUUUGGUUGAUAUUACUUAUCAAGCCAAGCAAAAGGACCCUGCGCAGGAUAAAGUGACUAAGGGGGCAGUUGAAAUCGGUUAGGGGGCAAAUUUUUUUGGGGGUUCUUGCAUUGGAAUUUAUAUUGAAUUCUGCUUAUAUCACACUAUAUCACAAACAUAAAGUUCAAUUGCUGAGACUCAGAGACCAUUGAGUGCUUUUGAAGUGACAGGUUGGCGCGAAUACUGUAGCCCAUCUCCGCUGCGCUGUAUCAGCACAAUGGACAGGGCCCUACACACUAAAGCAAGGCCAUUUUGGCAAUGAAUAGGCUGUAGGCUACAAGAUAGAUAGGCUGUUUGUAAUAGGUUAAUUCACCUAUUACAAACAGCCUACAGUGAGGGAAAAAAGUAUUUCAUCCCCUGCUGAUUUUGUACAUUUUCCCACUGACAAAGACAUGAUCAGUCUAUAAUUUUAAUGGUAGGUUUAUUUGAACAGUGAGAGACAGAAUAACAACCAAAAAAUCCAGAAAACGCAUGUAAAAAAUUGUAGAAAUUGAUUUGGAUUUUGUUCCACUCCUCUUUGCAGAUCUUCUCCAAGUCAUUAAGGUUUCGAGGCUGACGUUUGGCAACUCGAACCUUCAGCUCCCUCCACAGAUUUUCUAUGGGAUUAAGGUCUGGAGACUGGCUAGGCCACUCCAGGACCUUAAUGUGCUUCUUCUUGAGCCACUCAUUUGUUGCCUUCUUUGUUGCCUUGGCUGUGUGUUUUGGGUCAUUGUCAUGCUGGAAUACCCAUCCACGACCCAUUUUCAAUGCCCUGGCUGAGGGAAGGAGGUUCUAACCCAAGAUUUGACGGUACAUGGCCCCGUCCAUCGUCCCUUUGAUGCGGUGAAGUUGUCCUGUCCCCUUAGCAGAAAAACACCCCCAAAGCAUAAUGUUUCCACCUCCAUGUUUGACGGUGGGGAUGAUGUUCUUGGGGUCAUAGGCAGCAUUCCUCCUCCUCCAAACACGACGAGUUGAGUUGAUGCCAAAGAGCUUGAUUUUGGUCUCAUCUGACCACAACACUUUCACCCAGUUCUCCUAUGAAUCAUUCAGAUGUUCAUUGGCAAACUUCAGACGGGCCUGUAUAUAUGCUUUCUUGAGCAGGGGGACCUAGCGGGCGCUGCAGGAUUUCAGCUUUCACGGCGUAGUGUGUUACCAAUUGUUUUCUUGGUGACUAUGGUCCCAGUUGCCUUGAGAUCAUUAACAAGAUCCUCCCGCGUAGUUCUGGGCUGAUUCCUCACUGUUCUCAUGAUCAUUGCAACUCCACGAGGUGAGAUCUUGCAUGGAGCCCCAGGCCGAGGGAGAUUGACAGUUAUUUUGUGUUUCUUCCAUUUGUGAAUAAUCGUACCAACUGUUGUCACCUUCUCACCAAGCUGCUUGGCGAUGGUGUUGUAGCCCAUUCCAGCCUUGUGUAGGUCUACAAUCUUGUCCCUGACAUCCUUGGAGAGCUCUUUGGUCUUGGCCAUGGUGGAGAGUUUGGAAUCUGAUUGAUUGAUUGCUUCUGUGGACAGGUGUCUUUUAUACAGGUAACAAGCUGAGAUUAGGAGCACUCCCUUUAAGAGUGUGCUCCUAAUCUCAGCUCGUUACCUGUAUAAAAGACACGUGGGAGCCAGAAAUCAUUCUGAUUGAGAGGAGGUCAAAUACUUAUUUCCCUCAUUAAAAUGCAAAUCAAUUUAUAAUAUUUAUGACAUGCGUUUUUCAGGAUUUUGUUGUUGUUAUUCUGUCUCUCACUGUUCAAAUAAACCUACCAUUAAAAUUAUAGACUGAUCAUGUCUUUGUCAGUGGGCAAACGUACAAAAUCAGCAGGGGAUCAAAUACCUUUUUCCCUCACUGUAUAUAGAAAUGACAUAUCUAUUUUAAUACAGACUAGCUCAAAACAUUACUAAUCAUUGAAAAUGACAAGUUACCCAAUGGAUCAUGAUCAUUUUCUAGUAAAAAAGUGGGGAUGCAAAAACACAAGUUUGCACCCCUAUUUUGAAAGUGGGGGUGCAGCUUCUCCGUUUGCUCCAUUGGUCAUGCACCUAUGGUCAAGUCCACAGAGGUAAGAGCUCUGUUCUCUUGUUCAUCUUCUCUUCCCCUUCUACAGUGGCUGGCACCAAGGUCUUUGUCAUGCCCGGUGGGAUGAUGAAGAGUAACGCCAAGCUGGUGGACCUGAUCGAGAAGGUCAAGCCAGAGAUCAGGACACUGAUUGAGAAAUGUAACACGGUACAUAGCUUUAUCCCACACAGUUUCUUCCUUAAUCUAUUUCGGUGGGUGCUCAUGUCACUCAUUACUUAUCACCCAUGAUCUAAUAAUCAGUCUUUCUUGUUCUUCAGGUCAAAAUGUGGGUUCAGUUGCUUAUCCCACGAAUAGAAGAUGGCAACAACUUCGGGGUUUCAAUUCAGGUGCCACGUUUACUUUAUAUGUAUUAACAGGUAAAGUGUUAUUGCUGUCUGUACCUAAGGUCUCAUCUAAGUGUAUAGCUAAAUUGAACCAUUACUCAAUUACUGAUUUGGCCUCUGCAGGAGGAGACAGUAGCUGAACUCCGAACAGUGGAGGGGGAGGCAGCAUCUUACCUCGACCAGAUAUCCAGGUACUAACCUCAACCCAGUCUUUACUUUGUUUACACUGAGUACUCUUACUAGUAGACAAUAUGAACAUCUUAUUUCCUAUCUACCCAUAGAUACUACAUCACAAGAGCAAAGCUGGUAUCCAAAAUAGCAAAAUACCCACAUGUGGUAAGUGUGAUUGCUAACUGUAGGUCUGGUUAGCAGGCUUCUUCCAGACAGAAACCUAUCUACACAGUGGGCAUUUACUGAGGGCAAAAUGACGGUAUGAACCGUAGAAUGCAUUCUUUUACCUGCAACUACAUGACUAUUUACCUUAUCUCUCUCUUUCACUAAACAGGAGGACUACCGGCGCACAGUGACAGAGAUUGAUGAGAAAGAAUACAUCAGCCUCAAGAUCAUAGUUUCAGAGCUGAGAAAUCAAUACGUGAGUCAAAUGUUCUGUUAUACACAGGAAUAGUUUUCCUCACCAUCCGUUUCUACCCACAAGUUAACACAUUGCGUUCUAAUCCUGAACUCUGCUCUGCUACAGGUAACGUUACACGACAUGAUCUUGAAGAACAUUGACAAGAUAAAGAAGCCUAGGAGCAGUAAUGCUGAGGCGUUGUACUAAGACUGACCCAACCACCCUUCCCCUGCCAUGUUGUCGAGGUAGCGGUACCCCAAGCCUGGGUUUGGGUCGUCUGACAGAGUAGAGCUAGACCAUCACAUCCAGAUCAGUACAAUCCAGAAACCAUAGCCCCAGUAGAGAAAACCGCACGCAUAUUUUCGUUUGAUUUGUAAAAUAUCGUCAUUGUUUUAAAAACCUUUGAAGAAUACGUUAUGAGAUCGCUCGACGGACGGAGAGAGAUAGGUCUAGAAAAAGAAGAGUGCUAUGUAUUUUUUAAAAUGUAAUUAAAAACCAUUUUGUCCAUGC